Molecule: messenger RNA, 1934 nt
Organism: Thalassophryne amazonica
Lineage: Eukaryota; Metazoa; Chordata; Actinopteri; Batrachoidiformes; Batrachoididae
Gene: fyrd1
Product: transforming growth factor beta regulator 1
Exons: 15
Coding region: 212-1849 (545 amino acids)
Biological process (GO): regulation of DNA-templated transcription; regulation of cell cycle
Cellular component (GO): nucleus
Source: RefSeq, a predicted model, not a curated record
CCUCGCUUGAAUAUCUUCUUGCUACCCCUUACAUUUUUCAAAACAUAUAUGUGUAAUUAUUAUUUUCUGUGCUCAUGUCGUGAGUAUAGCAGCUGCUAAACUUUACGGUUGAGUCCAGCCUGCGACAGAAGGUUCCGGGUCGACGUUUGCUGCUGCACGUUGACCGUAGAGGUUUGUUUUGUCUCCGUAUCACAAGCGCUUUCUGUAUCUUAUGGAGUCACUCAACUCUUUUGAGUCAGAGAUGGAGGCUGACGGUCAGGGCAGCUACUCCCUCUUUCCUGCUCUGGACAGCAUCGCCAGUCUCUCCAGGACCACUGAAGCUCUUGACAGUGAACCAUCCAGUGAAAUUGCAGAGAAGCCAAACCUCACAUGGCUCGAUGCUGCACAGAUUGUGCUGGAAGAAGCUGGACGCCCUAUGCACAUAAAAGAGAUUAAACAGAGAAUCAUUGACAGGGGUCUUGUUCAGUCCAAUGCCAAGUCGAGCCUGGAGGCUGUCAUGUACCGAGAGACUCAAAAAGGGAGCAGGAGAUUCAAGAGGAUUGAGAACAGAAAUGGAGUCUUUGCACUGCUGACAGAUGAGGAGCGUCACCAGGCCCUGCAGGCUUUCAACGCUCAGUCUCUCCUGGCCUCCUCCCCACAGAAUACCAUUUCUAAUUCAUGCUCGGGUACCUCGGCGCCUGCCUUUCCAUCCCCUACCGGUUCUUCAGAUCAUAAGCCCAAGAUGAAAAGGGCUCCACGAAAGAAACAGAAUGAAAAGUACCGGCUCAAGUAUAUCAGGCUGCGCAAAGCGGCUCGUGCCAUGAUAUUUGAGAAUGCAGCCCUCUGCGAUGAAGUUGCCCAUUUAGAAGAGAAGUUUCUGAGAGCAAAAGAGGAGCGACGGUUUUUACUAAAGUCACUGUUGCAGUACCAGUCACUGUCAGAGGGGGAGCUGUUGCCCACCCCCAGCUGCAGUUCUCAUCCAUCUGUUCCAGCUGUGCCAUUAGCCUCAGGCUCUGCAGGGGCUUCUGGUCUGUCUGCGGGACAUAACCUGGCUUCAGCCGUAUCAACUGUUGAAGAGGGUAUUUUGAAAAAGCCCAAGAAGGAAAGGAAAGAGCGAAUGAAGGAGAAUGGAAAAGAGGAAUUGCCAAAGAAGAUGUCUAAGAAAAGAAAGUUGCCAGAUGGAUCUCGCAAAUCAGUGCAGCCCAUCCCUCUGGACUCCUCGGGACGUCCAGUCUUUCCCAUUGUGUUGGGAGGAUUGACAGUAUACAGUCUUGGAGAGAUCAUCACAGACAGAAUGCUGUUCCACGAUGAGUGUGCCAUCUAUCCGGUGGGCUUCUGCAGCACACGUGUUUUUGCCAGCAUGAAAAACCCAGAUCAGCAGUGCUUGUACACCUGUCAGAUCAAGGACGGGGGUGGCGGUCCACAAUUUGAAAUUGUGCCUGAAGAAGAUCCUCAGAAUGCCAUCGUGGCCUCCUCUGCUCUGACAUGUCACUCAAAUUUACUAAAGGCUGUCGCUUCUGUCAGUUCCAAGCCUGUGGUGCCCAUCAUGCCAUCGGGAGCAGACUUCUUUGGCUUCUCUCACCCAACUAUCCAGAAUCUGAUCCAGAGUUGUCCUGGAGCACGUAAAUGUAGCAACUACCGUUGGAUACGUUUUGAGGUAUGCCGCCCUGGUGAUGGACAUAUCCCUCACAGCUUAUCGGAGGAUGAUGCCUCAGUCAAUUUCGAAGCCUACCAGAGACACCAGGGCUUUGAGGAGAGCACAAAGAUGGAGCACAUCACAGGACAGACGCCACAAUCUCCUGGUUCUACCCAUCAGCACCACCUAACUUCUCCCACCAUCAAACCCUCUACAAUGUACUACAGCUCCUGAGUUUCUAAACUGCUUCUCAAGUCAACACCAUGUGUAAUCUUUACAAACCUCCCUUAUUAACAAGUAUUCAAUGCAUCCAGUCCUG